AGAGAGAAAAAGAGAGAGAUAGGGGCAGCACAGCAGAGCAGACAACGGGGCCAUUUUUGUGUUUCAUACUUUGGAGCAAAACCUAAUAUCAAUUUAAUUAAUUACUAUUGUUUUUAAGACCCAUAUUAUUAUUAUUAUUAUUACUAUUAUUAUUAUCGUUCAAAGCAUAACUCAGAAGAGAGGUAUUGCAAAUUGCAAUCUCUCUCUCCUCUCUGUUUAGAGACGUUGUUGGCAUUCACACCAACCUUGAGUUUUUUCCCGUUUCUGCCGACGAAUUUGUCCCAUCGGAUUGGAUCAGUUCAGUCCCUUGGUGCUGGCUCACAGCUUGUACUGAACACCAGCUACAAUGAAGAAGGCUAUUGGUCAAACUGUUAGGGACCUAAAAAGAGGUGUUAAUAAGAAAGUUCUGAAAGUUCCUGGGAUUGAACAGAAGGUACUUGAUGCUACCAGCAAUGAGCCCUGGGGACCUCAUGGAUCACUUCUUUCAGAUAUUGCUCAGGCAACCAGAAAUCCUCAUGAAUACCAGAUGAUCAUGUCAGUAAUCUGGAAGCGAGUUAAUGACACGGGAAAGAAUUGGCGGCAUGUCUACAAGGCUUUGACAGUACUAGAGUACUUGGUGGCUCAUGGGUCAGAGCGAGUCAUAGAUGAUAUCAGAGAACAUGCUUAUCAAAUAUCAACAUUGUCCGAAUUUCAAUAUGUUGAUUCCAGUGGAAGAGAUCAAGGAAUCAAUGUUAGGAAGAAAUCUCAGGGCCUUGUUCUCCUUGUGAAUGAUAAAGAAAAAAUCUUAGAGGUUAGGCAGAAGGCUGCUGCUAAUAGGGACAAGUUUCGCAACACCUCAGGCAAUGGAAUGUAUAGGCCUGGUUCAGGCAGUGGAGCUUAUGGUGAUAGGUAUGAUGAUGAUCGUUAUGGAAACAGAGAGGAAGAUAGAAAUGGGUAUGGAUAUGGAAGAGAAAGAGAACCAGGUUAUAGAGAUGAUGACCGGUAUAGUCGUGACGGGGAUCGUUAUGGCAGAGAAUAUGAGGAACGUUAUGGUAGGGACGGUUACAGGGAUGAUGACUAUAGAGGAAGAAGUCAAAGUGUUGAUUACGCAUAUGAUACAAGAAGCAGAAGCUCUGACAGAGACCGUGAUGAUGAUGGCCAAUACUCAUCUCGAGGUAGCAGUGCCAAAGCUGAAGACAAUUCUUUGGAAGCUAGGCUUGAGAAGAAACUUUCUGAGCAAAAUAUGGGUGUUCCUCCUAGUUAUGAAGAAGCUAUUGGUGAAUCUUGCAGCCCUGCACACAGUGAAAGGGAUGUAGAAACUUCAGUAGCAUCUGCUCCGAGAGACUCAUCUCCUCAUGUAAAUGAUAAUCCCAGCCAAAUCUCUGCUCCUACUGCAUCUUCUACUUCUACAAGCAAUAAUCCAACAGAAGCAACUGCUGUUGCCAGUACAGCUGCAUCUGGAAAGCAGGGAACUGAGGCUACUGAUGAUUUCUUUGACCCCCGUGUUGCCACUACAGGUAGCCCAGUAACUUCUAAUAAUGUUGAAAUGGACUUUCUGGGAUCCCUGCCAGAUCCGUUCUCAUCAAAUGCACUGCCUCUUGGGCCAGCUGUGGCAGAAAUUGCCACCCAUGAGGGCAAUGCAAACACUGGUUCGACAGCUUCCUUGGCAGCGCCGUCACCUGGGUCUAAUUUCGAUCAGCAGUCCUUUGAAGAUCCAUUUGGUGAUACGCCAUUCAAGGCUGUUCCUAACAAUGAUGCUGCUCCAUCUCAACCACAGACGUUCCAGAAUCUGGGCCCAUCCCAGUCAAGUGGCCUUAAUGCAGAUUCGGUCACAAACUUCGGAUUUGGCGACUCAUUUUCUGUUGUACCAUACUCUGCAGCUGCUCCUGGUGACACUCAUCAUAUCUCUUCAAACUCUCAGUUUUUGCCCCAAGAUUUCUCGUCUCCACAGCAGGAAAUUGACAUUCUUGCAGACAUUCUUCCUCCUGCACCAUCACCAGAGAUGGCUUCACAGCACAACUUUUCAGCUCCUGCUGUUGCUCUAUAUCCUCCUCCAUUUUCAUCUUCAUCUAGCCAAAUGGCAUCACCUUUUUCUGAACCAACUGGUGAACUAAGCCAGCAAGGUUUCUCUGCCACAACCAGUCAACCUUCUCAAGGCUUUUCGCUUCCUACUGGUCAAUUUUCCGAGCAAGCCUUUUCAGCUCCUGCAGUUGCCCAACCAUCACCUUCCUUUCCAGCUUCAUCUAACCAAAUGCCAUUACCUUUUUCUGAACCAACUGGCCAACUUGGCCAGCUUGGUUUCUCUGCUGCGACCAGUCAGCCUUCACAAGCUGUUUCAGUCCCCACUGAUCAAUUUCCCCAGCAAACCUUAUCAGCUCCCACCAAUCAAUAUGCACAACCCUUUUUAUCUCAUGCCAGGCAACCUGAUUUGCAUGCAUUUUCAUCAUCAACUGGCCACUCUAUGCUGCCACCUUUUACUUCUCAAGGUGGUCAACCUGCACAAUCAAGUGGUCAUAUGUAUAGUGCAUUCCACCCCCAGGAUGGAUCUUUUACUUCAGGAGCUCCACAUGCAUCUGCUCAAUCUCAAAAUGGGUAUAACGGUGCUAUGAACAGUGGGAGCUACCUGCCACAAGGAUCUACAGCAUCUAUUCCUUCACAUGUAGCUCCCCAAGCUCCAACAGGACAUUUAUCACAGAACACGAACUUCAUCAAUUAUGGUGGAUCUAGUCCCCACACUACUUCCCAUAUGGUGUCUCACUCAUCAACGCCACAAGCAGCACAGUUUAAUGGUCAGAGCUUCAUGGGACAACAGGGGAGUGCUGCACACCUUAGCUCACCACUUCCCCAUCAGUCACUUGCUCCUAGUGCUGCACCAUAUGCUGUUUCAACCAGUUCAAGUCCUAUGGUAUCUCAACCCGCCAAGGACAAGUUUGAAACAAAAUCAACAGUUUGGGCAGAUACACUAAGUAGGGGACUGGUUAAUUUGAAUAUAUCUGGACCUAAAACAAAUCCAUUAGCAGAUAUUGGGGUUGAUUUUGAUUCCAUAAAUAGGAAGGAGAAGAGAAUGGAGAAGCCUACCACUACAGCUGUAACAUCAACUGUGACUAUGGGUAAAGCGAUGGGAGCAGGUUCAGGUAUAGGCCGGGCUGGUGCCGGUGCUCUCAGGACUCCUCAAAAUCCUAUGAUGGGUUCUGGAAUGGGUAUGGGUAUGGGCAUGGGCAUGAACAAUGGCCCAGGUGCUAGUAUGGGAAUGGGAAUAGGAAUGAACAAUGGCCCUGGUGCUGGAAUGGGUAUGGGAGGCUACGGAGGCAUUAAUCCAUCAAUGGGCAUGGGUAUGGGUAUGGGAAUGGGCAUGGGAAUGGGUAUGGGGCAAGGAGUCCAAAUGCAACCCCCUAUUGGAAUGCCUCCCGGGCCUAACAUGCCAGGUAACUAUAAUAACCCCAUGAUGGGUCCGGGUAGUUAUGCCCAACAGCCAUAUGGUGGCUACCGGUGAGAUAGAACGAACUUCAAUUCUAGAGAGCAUGGUGAAGUAUAGUCACUUGGUUGUUUUGUUACAAGUUGAGAGAUGAGAUGUCUAAUGCCAAUGCUGCUAGUGGUCCACAUGGUGACAUGAAUUUUAUAGCGGUGUAUCUUCAACUAUAGUUGUAAUUUGUGUAAAGUGACCCACUGUGAUGUAUGCUUAUUCCUGUUAUAAUAUUACCAUUCUUUUUUCUUAGAGAGGGUCAUCUUCCUUUAGGUGCUCUGAGCAUCGACCAGUAUUAUCUGUGUACCAAUGACUGGAUAGUGCGAGCAACCUUGCUCGGGUUACUGCUCCCUUUGCCUCUUCCUCAAUUUUUUGAACAAGAGAUUGUUUAUUAAUAUAUUCUUUUUCCCCCAA
Messenger RNA from Arachis ipaensis, 3856 nucleotides. Its product is annotated as clathrin interactor EPSIN 2. Gene Ontology annotation, biological process: endocytosis. The record is from RefSeq and is a predicted model, not a curated record. Gene Ontology annotation, cellular component: plasma membrane; clathrin vesicle coat; endosome. Lineage: Eukaryota; Viridiplantae; Streptophyta; Magnoliopsida; Fabales; Fabaceae. Gene Ontology annotation, molecular function: clathrin binding; phospholipid binding.